Venustampulla echinocandica is the source of this 1725-nucleotide messenger RNA. RefSeq lists its product as uncharacterized. The transcript is spliced from 6 exons. The coding region runs from base 1 to 1725 and encodes 574 amino acids. The record is from RefSeq and is a predicted model, not a curated record. Lineage: Eukaryota; Fungi; Ascomycota; Leotiomycetes; Helotiales; Pleuroascaceae.
AUGGCCGAACAGGCCUCCGAGCUGGCACAUUUAGAUUUCGUUGCACAUCUGCUCCAGCGCAUCAAACUGGUGGUUUGGGGCGAAAUUGCAGUGGCUUAUCUUGGCGUCCCAGCAGUGCACAGUAGCUACAUGCUUGGCAUUGACGAUGACCAGAUGGAUCUGGCGGCAAAGAAACUCGCCGGUGCAGGCUUUGAACGUCAGAACUGGCCCUUUAGCUCCAGUAUAGACCCAUCCACUCGCAAGGACGAUGAGAUAUACAACCGCAUUCAUGCGGGCGUCCGGCCUGCCUAUGCGAAGCUCGAUGCAAACUCGAUACGAUUCCAGUAUCCUAAUGAGGAGAAGUGCCAAGUGCGGACCGUUGUUCUUCCCGCGAGUUAUAUUCACUUGAGCAUUCCAGAAGACCCGAUUUCACCGACUAUAUCUAACUCGACGCAUGCCGGCCCAUCACAGCCACCAUUUUAUGCCGACGGUAACCUCUACUUCCCUAAUGUGGUUAUGUUGCUAGAGAGCAUGAUCAAAGUUAUCCUUGAAGAUGACAUCACGUGUAAGCAGAAAGACUGGCAAGGGACUCUGUGUGGUUGGGUUAUUAGCUACUUAUAUGGAGACCUUACGUUGAGGGAUGAUGUGUUGGAUGGCUGCCAAGACGACAGAGUUAAGCAAUGGUUUAACAGGAACGUUAAGAGGGAGACAGGAGGGAUGUCCAGGAUCAGAGAGAAAUGGGCGUUGAGUGGAGUUUCCGAAACCGAUAAUAUAUUCACGAGAAGCGAACAGGUCUUGGCGUAUUCGACGGGGAGGAAGGCAAGCCACAAGAGCUUGGGUGAGAGCCCUGAUACGCUUACCCUGUAUCUUCCGUACGAGCCCACACACUUCCGUUUGAUUCCUACUCCACUCUCACCAACCAUCGCCAUCGUCAUCACCAUCACCACCACCAUUGAUCCCCAGACGGUGGACGAAAAGAACAGCUGUGCUGUGCUACUGUUCAACGUCUUUCGUGUCGUCGUAACCUUACACCGCUUUAUUUCUGAGACGAUAGAGACGCGCGCCUCCGUCUGCUGUGCAGCCUGCCGUGAUGCCCUUCCCCCACCAUGGGGAGGGGUCGUCCUUUGCAGGCCUCUCCUCUCCCUCAGCAUUCCUCAUCAGGCGAGCGAGGAUUGGUUGAUAAGCACCUAUACUGCUGCCGACUGUGCUAUUAGCUGCUUGGUUUGUCGUGUCGUUGAACUCUACAAGGUGUCGGUGCUUCGUGGCAAAGAGUCAAAUUGUUCUGCAACUUAUUUUCGUGACGCGGAUGUCACCUCCAGCUCUACCUCUCGAAAGCAAGCAGAACUCAGCCUGCCUUUGGAGAGCGCGGGGCGGGAGGCUCUCAAUUGGAGAAUACCCCAUCAUGACACCAGCGUGAUCGAUGCAGCUCGCCUUGCUUCCUUGAAGCCCUUUCCAAUCGUUCACGUGCAGUCGCUCAAUCGUAUCUCAGUUCUACAGAGCAAUGUUAACCUUAAGCCCCCAAGGGAAACUUUCGGGCGACGACAGGAUAGGAACUGCUGUCGAUUUGCUAAACAAAUCUCAUCUGGUAGGGGAAAUGGAAGUCGAGCCGCCGGGUUUCGAGUGCGAAAAUGCGAAAACGUGAUAUCCAAGGAAGAGGUUCCCAGUGACGACUCCGAUGCGGCCGCAGCUGGUCGUUGGAUGCUCGCCAACCCGCAGCUCAAUGCAGCAUUUUCUUUGGCCGGUUGA